Molecule: messenger RNA, 4043 nt
Organism: Anopheles darlingi
Lineage: Eukaryota; Metazoa; Arthropoda; Insecta; Diptera; Culicidae
Product: inhibitor of Bruton tyrosine kinase
Exons: 5
Coding region: 80-3988 (1302 amino acids)
Molecular function (GO): protein binding
Source: RefSeq, a predicted model, not a curated record
AAGAUAAAAAACUCGCGCAUUUUGCCAACUCAAGAGUUUCUGUGUGUCCAUUUCGUCCGAAAAAGGAAAUCGCCAAUCGAUGAUCUUCACAAUCAACAACUACGAGUACGACUGCACCAAACGGUGCCGUCUCGUGAGCCAUGGAAACGCAAUCACGGCCGCGUUGACCAAGCGCUCCGUCUCGGAUGAGCAGCUGGCGGCGUACAUCGCGAAGACGUGCCGGAACUUUGCCAACAUCCUCGACGAGUACGGCCGAUCGGCCCUGCAUAUGGCAGCGUCGGUCGGCCGGUACGCUAUCGUCGAGUGGCUGAUUAAUCAGGGAGCCAGCAUCACGCAGAAGGACACGGAAUCGGGCCACACGGCGCUGCACCGGGCCGCUUACUACGGGAGUGUCGGAGCGGCCGUACUGCUGGUGAAGUACGGGGCUUCGCUUGAGGUUCCGGAUGAAGACUUUGUGAAUCCGCUUCAGCUAUGCAGCAGCGUGGCAGGAGGACGGAAUAGUGCCACCGAUCUCGGCCCGGAACUCAUGAUCUGGGGUCAGAACCGCAACUACAACCUGGGCAUCGGGAAUGUCCAGGGCCGUGCGCAACCCGAGAGUGCCGAACACUUUCGUAAAACACGCACCACAAUCGACCGGGUGGCCAUCAGUGCGUACCACAGUGUGUUCCUUACACACGGCACCGAGACGGAAGUGUACGCCACAGGACACGGCGUUGGUGGUCGCUUGGGAAUGGGAAUCGAAAACACGAUCGCACACCCGGCGAAGGUAUCCGUGCCGGUAAAGGCAGGAGAUCGGAUCAUCGACGUGGCCACCGGCAAGCAUCACACACUCAUUCUCACUGAGACCAGCAGCAUAUAUUCCUGCGGAGAGAACACACACUGCCAGCUGGGUAUCAAUCCACCGCCAGCGAAACAACUGACACCCAAAGAAAUCACCGGGCAAUCCGUUCUUGCCGGUAAAACGAUAAAGCGUAUCAUCGCGCGGGACUAUCACUCGAUUGCGAUCGCUGAAGCGGACGUGUACGUGUGGGGAUUGAAUGGUGGUCAGUUCGGAUUGAAGCGAGAUGCCCGCGGUGAGACAAUUGUCCUACCGAAAGCGAUGCCUCUCAUUCCGGAGGGCACGAACUUGAAGAACCUAGCGGUGGAGGGUGGCGGAACUGUGAAGCGGGAUACGAGGAUCCGGUUGAUCGAGUCCAGUAAUGCUGCCAUCGUGGUAUACACCGAGUCCAAGUAUUUGCACAUAUUCACCGGAUUUAAAGUGAAAACGUACAAAAAACCCCUCAUGGAAAAGAUCGCCUGCCUUUCGGUAACGGGCGGUGAGCUGCAGACCUCACAAGAAGACGUUCCACGACAGACGGGUGAUUUGCGAGUAAUCGUGUUCACCUCUUCGCGUAAUAUUUACAUCUGGUAUGAUGACUGCCAGCAGUUCAUCCGGUGCGUGUUCGCUCAAUCACGUAAUCUCGAGGUGGACAAGAUACUGUGGUGUGCCGAUAGUGCGCUGGUGUUAUUGCUAGGCCACCUUUACCAUGGUACGAUUUCCAACAAGCUACCUCGAUCAGCUCGCGCCGGUCAAUUCAGUGGUUUUACCGAAACGAGCAACCGGAAGGAACUGUGUGAGACGCUGCAAAGCCGGAUCGAGCUGAAACGCAUUCGCCAUCUUAGCAACGUUAUCGACUUUGUGUGUGAUGCCGAGGGAGAAAAUUAUGCGGCACUCGUGGAGAACAGUAAGCGAUGCUUUGCAGUACCGGAGUUGGUGGAAUCGAACUACGAUUAUGGGACGCUGCUAGCGGAGGCUUCCGAGGAGGAUGCCGUGCAUGAUGUGGUGUUCUACGUCGAGGGCCAAUCGUUUGCAGCCCAUCGGUUUAUACUGUACCAUCGUUCGGAGUUUUUGCGGCGAUUAUUGAAGGCAAAACCGGAGCAGAAGGAGUUCCACUUGAAGGAAUGUGGACUGGAGGGUUUGACGUGCGGUGCAUUCAAGCUGGCGUUGCGCUAUCUCUAUACCAACCAAUUGGUUGCUAGGGUGGAUAUAGUGCGGUUGCUAAAAAAACCGGGUGACAAGCAGCAACCCGAUCCGACCGAGAUUAGUGAGCUGUGCGGAAAGUUAAAAGCAAUCUUCGACCGGAUGCACCUAGGACCUUUGGCACGAUCCGUUAAAACAUUGGUAACUGAACCGCCGAUUGAUCCAUUCCCAAAGUUGCCACACGAUUCCUAUCCCGAGCUGUACGAUCUCAUCAUUCAGCUACAGGGCGGUGAAACGUUACGUGCGCACAAAUGUGUUCUGGUGGCCCGACUCGAGUACUUUGCCAUGAUGUUUGCCCACAGCUGGGGUGAACGGAAGACGACAGCCGAUCUGAAGACGGUGCCACGGGAGUACAUGGAUGUGAUUGUACCGUUUCUAUACGAUAACGAUUACGGGCGUAUACGGGAGCAGCGUUACUCGGAGAACUUUCUCUUUAGUAUGAUCAUCAUUUGCGAUCAGUUCUUUAUCGAGGAGUUGAAGAGUGUAUUUGAGACGAUCAUCAGCGAGCGGAUACAGCUGCGUAACGUGGGGGAAUUGCUCGAGUUUGGCUUCCAGUACAACUGCGAGGUACUGAAGAUGGCCUGCAUGCAGUUCAUUAGCGUGAACUUUGCCCGCCUUCUCGAGUGGCACCUACUCGAAGGGCUUGAACCGACGGUACUGGUGCAGGUAGACCGAUUCUACAAGGAAUUCUUUCAACUGGAAGCGUAUCGUACCAUCACACCGUUCUCGGAUGCAAUCGGUGACGAGGAGUUGGAGAAGUUUGUCCGUAACUUUCGGGUCGAUCUCGAGGAGAAAAUGGAAUCGAAGGAGAAGCUAGCCGCGGUUCCGAUCCGAAGCAAACAGGUCAGUGCAAUACCGAAGGUUUCGCGGUUGCAGCAGGAAAAGCGAAACUUUGAGAAGGAAGCAAUGGGCUAUCUGCAGAGGCUUUCGUUUGAAGAGGCAGCCACGGCAAAGGAACGCAAAACAUCGGCCAGUAGUAGUGCUGCCGCGCAGACGAACGGAGAGACCAAACGGUCGAUAACACCCGAGAGACGAAAGACAGACGUAGAUGUGGUUGGUGAAUCGAGUGCAGGGCAUUCGACGAAAGCGUGGCAGAAGGUAGUUACACCAUCGGACGCAAAGCGGAAAUCUGCCCUUUCCGCUGCCCUUAAAGCGAAUGAAGUGAUGAAAAGUGAAGCGAAGCAACAGCAGCAACUGCCGGUCCAGUCUUCCAGCGAAGGUUACUCCAACCUUCGCACGAUGCUGGAUAAAGUACCGACACCACCGCACUUGCAACCACAGCGUACCCCCGAUGAGGGGUACGAAUCGGCGAAUGGUGCCACCCCACCCAAUGUGGUCGCGUCACCUAUUAGUCUAGGGGACUUUUCGCUCCAGAAGGGAAAGCUUUCUCAGAAGCAACGCAAGAGGCUCUCUUCAACGACGGAAAAGCCAUUGCAGGACAAUACAAAUCAACAAUCGCAGCAGCAGCAGCAGCAACAGAGUUCUCCAUCGCCUCCCGUUGAAGCUGUGAAUCCCUGGAAGAACGUGAACGCACCUCCUGUGGCUGACCUGCUAAAAAUUCAAUCCUCGGAAGCAGCGGGUUCGCCGGUGCCAUCCGCACCAUCCGCUGUUCGUAAGCACCGAAAGAGCACAAACGAAAACGUUGGCAACGGUAGCAUGACAGUGGAUUCGACACAGCAUGCCACGCUGUCAGCUAGUAAGCAGCAACGCCAACGACUGACCAGCAGUAGGCUAAGCGGAGGUGAGAAGGAUUUCAGCGAGAUCCUGGCAGACGAGCGACGGCAAAAACAAUACUUUGAAAAGAUCAAAUCGAAAUCCCUCAUUCACACUCAAAUCGAAGAGCGAGCGAUCGAAGAGUUGCGCGACUUCUACAGCGUCGAUAAGGUUUUUGACGAGCACAUAACGAUCGAACGCUACCGUCCACUAUUAGAGGGAGUGCAAAACUUUGCCGUUUGGCAGUACCAGUGACCACCGUAACGGAACGGGUAAAAAGGCAGUAAAGUGGACAAAGGCAAAUAAAAGU